Molecule: messenger RNA, 1632 nt
Organism: Fusarium poae
Lineage: Eukaryota; Fungi; Ascomycota; Sordariomycetes; Hypocreales; Nectriaceae
Exons: 7
Coding region: 1-1632 (543 amino acids)
Biological process (GO): transmembrane transport
Cellular component (GO): membrane
Molecular function (GO): transmembrane transporter activity
Source: RefSeq, a predicted model, not a curated record
AUGACAGGUGACGAAACAACACCACUGCUUCCCAGCAAGGGCAAAGGGAAAAAGUCAAAUUGGCUACAAAAGGUCUCCCAUGUUGAGAAUCGCAUUUCACUUGCGGGAUUUCUUAUUACAUUGGCUUUUAGUUUCACACAGGUUCCACUGUUUUAUGUCUUUCAUUUGAUGACAUGCGAUUCUUUUUAUGAUUCACAUCCUCCAUAUCAUGGUUCAGGUGAUCGUUGUAGUCGCGAUGAGAUUGCUUCUAUCACAGCCACCCAGUUCAGCAUCCUCGGCAUGAGCACAACGUUUUGCGGCACAUUGAAUCUUUUUCUCGCAGGCUGGAUAGCCAAAAGGUUCGGUCCACGUGUUGCGCUUCUGAUGCAAAUAUUUAUCCCAGCUAUCCGAGUCGUGACGCAAAUUCUUGGUGUUUUGACAGGCAAACGAGAAGGCAUGUUGAUCAUUCAGCUAACACAAUUGAUUACGAUUUUUGGAGGACCAGCUGGUUACAUCCUGGUGAUCAACAUCAUCGCUGGUGAAGUCGUCGAACCUUUAAGAAGAACAGCAGUCUUUGGACGUCUUCAGGGUGCAAUCAUGUUGGGACAAGGCAUUGGUUACCUCACUGGCGGUAUGCUUGGUGACAUUAACAUAAAAGCACCUUUCGAAACAUCCUUCUGCUGUUUUAUCCUGUCAGGCAUCUACGUUUGGAGCGUACUACCUUAUAUAUCUCCAGACUCCAUGUCCAAUGGUGGAAAGCCUGCGACGGGAUUCCUCACGCCUCUAAAAGUACUUAUGCCCCAAAAGCUGCGCCUGAAAGACGGAAAGACAAAAAAGCACCUCGGUGUCAUCUUCCUCUGCGGCGGUAUCUUUCUUGGCGUACUCGCAACAGACUAUGCCCCCCUUCUUAUCCAGAUGUACGCAACCGCAGCCUUUAGCUUUACACAAGGAGACAAUGGCUGGCUCAUGUCCGAGUUUGCGAUUAUGAGAAGUUUCUUCUUGAUUUUUUUGUUUCCUCGUAUCAUCACAUUGGGACGCGAUUGGUAUGCCAACUCUCGGACAACCUCAUCUGAUGAAGUGGAUGAAACGACCACACAACACAUUCCAACCACUCCUGGAGAAUUCGACGCGACCGUGGGUGAACAAGCGGAUCAUGAACCUUACCAGGCUGUAAGCUCCAAGAAAGAUGACGAGGGAUCUCGGUUCGAUCUUGUCUUCCUGCGAUGGAGUCUAGUCGUGGAUGGGCUUCUUACUACAGUAUCAGGUUUCGCAACACAGCGAUGGCAUAUUUAUCUCGCCGCCUUUCUUCUUCCUUUCGGCUCUGGUAGUGCACCUGCUGCCAAAGGUUGCAUCACGCAAAUGUGCCCAGACUCUCAACGUGCGGAUGCUCUCAACGCCGUUACACUCGUAGAAAACAUUGCCCGACUUGCGACACAGGGACUCUUUGGUCUGAUAUUUGCUAUCUUGGCUCAAGCGGGCAAAGCCUAUGCCACAUUUUUCUGCAAUGCGGCCAUUGCAAUUGUUGCUAUGGGAGUACUCCUAUUGUCGAACUUUCCACCUCUUGGGAGCAAAUUAAUUGAGCAGAACGAUGGAGAGAAUGAGAGAGAUAGCGGAGACCAAGAGAACGAGCCCUUGUUAAACGAAGCAGAAUAA